UAUUUGGACUCUCGACUUGUCUACAUGCACGUGGUGGGAAAUACCAGGACUCCUUCCCCGGGGCUCCUGUGUUCAUGGGAUGUCGUCCGUUGGUUCUAUUGUAUACUUCAUGGGCCAAGGGCUUGACCCAGACACUUCCAGUCCAGUGGUGCACUGUAAUAUGGCGAACUUCGAGCCUUGGAUCGAGUCGUCUCAACCCCCAAAAGGGAUCGAAUCAAUGUUUUUCCCUCCAUCUAUUUCCCUCCCUGGCUCUGAGCCCCCCAGCCCGAAUCACGAAACCAAAGAACAUCCACUCAUGUCUCUUGCCUCGUCGACCGAAAUCUCCGUAUCAUCCUCUCUCCUGCCUUCAUAUGACUCCUUGCCGCCACCUAUGAAUCCCCAUACUGCUUCGUUCCUAUUCUUUACUCCGUAUCGAAGAAUGCAUACCGCUACAGAUGAUUCACAGUUUGAGAAGAUAAAGAUCGACCUAUCUACGGAAUGGAUGACGUGCGCCAUGAUUGUGAUGUGCCUCAUUGGGGUUGAUUCUGCAAUUUUGGGCCUGAGUAAAGAGGGGACCAUCAUGCCCAUGGAUACUUCUGGAGAACGCGCAAUCGCCGUGUCGAUGAUGUCGUCGGCGAUAGGGCUUGCGGUUAGCGCGUGGAUGUAUUGCAUCUAUUACCCACAAGAGGGUGAUUUAUUCAGGCUUCGAGCGUUGGAUGCGCUCAACACAUAUGCCAUCUUCUCUAUCCGUGCCCGCAUACCCAUACUUUGCGUUGGAGUUGCAACAUCAGCAUUUUUGAUUUUCGUAGUCCACACUCUGUCUGCUAUGUUCCCAGAAGUGGUGGCUCCACUUCUCGCCCUCCUGGGGAUUCUCAUCGGGCUAAAUUGGUUCAUCUAUUUCUACCAUCUUGUCCGAUUCGCAUUCUCCUACGUCAGCAAGGCGGUGUUGUACGUUUUUCGGCGUGGUUCGACCCCUCCGCCCGCCGAGACAACAGAUGGGAACUCAAAACAGUCCAGCGAGGCUACCGCUGCUUCAUGAUGAACAUCUAUUCGCCGAUCGUGUAAUUUUAUAAUCCUAAUAAUCUGGACUUAUAUCUACACCCACAUUUCUACGUGCGCGGCUGCAUCAGUCACAAAGACAAUCCACACUGCAUUUCUGUCGCGCCUUGCUACGGUCCUUUGUCUACACAAUGGACCUAGGAUGCAGAUAAUGGUCCCGA
Messenger RNA from Cantharellus anzutake, 1199 nucleotides. RefSeq lists its product as uncharacterized. The record is from RefSeq and is a predicted model, not a curated record. The transcript has 6 exons. Lineage: Eukaryota; Fungi; Basidiomycota; Agaricomycetes; Cantharellales; Hydnaceae. Bases 80 to 1018 code for a protein of 312 amino acids.